This is a messenger RNA of Prorocentrum cordatum, 2606 nucleotides long. Lineage: Eukaryota; Dinophyceae; Prorocentrales; Prorocentraceae. The record is from the annotation of a GenBank genome assembly.
CAGGGGGUAUAGCACAGGCCCGUUCGCGCCCAGAUUGGGGGGAUGUCUCGGGCGGUUUGCCUGCUUGGGUGCCCAACAAUCCUUUUCUUUCGGAGUCCGUAGCCAUUUUAAGGCCCUCUGCCUUUGUCACGGGGGGAAGGCACCAUGACGCGCGCCUGCAGCCUGGCCUGCCCAGUACUGUCGGAGAUGUACGAGUGCUCGAGCAAUGCUUCGAAAGGCACCUCGUGCUCGGGGGCAUCUCGUCGCGUGUGCUUCAGCUCGGAGGUGCACCUGUACCGGUACGAGCAGGUCUCAGGUGAGCAGGCGACGGCGGAGCCCCAGGCCGCGGCGGAGGACGCGGGCCCCGCCGACGCCGUGCGCGUCCGGCUGGCCUCCGAGCGGCAGAGCUGCCGGGGCUCGCGGCGGGCCUCCCCGUGGGGGGAGGGCUGGCCGGGGCUGCCGUCGGUGCAUGCGCUGGCGCCGCAGGAUCCAGACCAGGAUGGCGACGGCAGCACGUUCAAGAAUGCCUUCCAGGAGUCCGCGGAGCGCCGGCGCAUCCGGCGCAGCGCCACGCCCAAUGUCGGAUCGGGCUCGUGCCAGGUGCCCUCCAUGGUCAACUCGAUGAUCUGGAGGCGGCGCAACUCGACGUCUCCGCCGCUGCCGCCGCACCGCGUCGCCGCCAACGCCGUCUGAGGCGCGCGGCGGGGGCCGCCACAGGGGGCUCCCGAUCGCGGGGCGCCGCCCGCGGCGCGCCAGAGUGGGUCCUCCAAGGCGGGGCGCCCCACGCCUGGCGCCGCGGGGUUGCCGUGCUAAGUUGUUCCGAGUGGCCGGAGACACGAUUCCCAUGACCCACGGUGGUCGUUCUUGGGGUAAUAAGUUAUUUGGCCUUCCUUUGACAUUGAGGGCGCAGCGCAGUAGAGUUGGCGGGCCUCGAGGGCUUCGCCCACAACAGAACGUCAUCACUCGUACCUCGCUUUUUCAGUUAUCUCUCUACAGAGGUUUUAAUUGUUGUCACAGAGAUGUGCUAGCUGUUUGUUAAUCACUGUGCAUGCUCUACUUUGGACAAAUUCCGAAGUGCCACCCUUUCCCCAGCAACGCGAGGGAGGCUGGAAUAUUUUUUCCAGUCUGACAUUUUAGUGGGCUUCACUCCUUCUUCCUUCUUGUGCUUCUCCACGCCCUUCCUUCGCCCCGCUCCCCCCUUGCUCCUCCGCCUUCUCAUCUGCCUCAGCGAUGAAGCUAUGGCGAAACACUUUGGUUUUUAAGCCUCGCUGUUCGACAGUUCGCACUCGAGCGGAGCUAAUUAGCGCGUCCAUGUCACGUCCCGUGGUCGUCCCUGGCAGGCUGACCCCAAUGAAUUCGCUGUCGGGCCGGCCAGUUGUGGUAGCGCAGAGGAGGUGACACUGGGGGGCGUUGGUGGCGUGGGGUGGCGGGAAAGCAGCAGAACAUCCACACUGCGGCGUUCGUCGUACCAUUUUUGUUUUUUUUGUUUUUGCGCAUCCCUGCGCGUCGCCCGAUUCAUGCCGCGGAGGUGCGAGGGGAAUUAUCACAGCCCUCCUCUCUCCUCCUCCUCCUUCCUCCUCCUCCUCCUCCUCCUCCUCCUUCUCCUCCUCCUCCUCCUCCUCCUCCUCCUCCUCCUCCUCCUCCUCCUCCUCCCUGAGUCUGGUGCACGCGCGUUGAGUCAGGUGCGCUUUUUUGUUUUUGUUUGGCAUCGGCGGCGGCUCACCCGCCCUCGACGCCAGCGGCCUCGACCGCAACCGCGGCCAGCAAGCCAUGGCGCAACCGGCCUCCCACCAGUGGCCACGGCGCCAGUGCCCUCCUGCUGCAGCCGCAGCGCGCCCACGGCCCAUGCCGUGGCCGCGACCAGCACCGGCCCUCACUGUGGCUCUUGACCAGUGAGGAGCUCGGGCGUCGUGUUUUUUUGGGUGCCCAUGGGCACGGCGGGCGCAGAGGGGGCACAACGACGAGCGCUCCCCGCGCCUGGCCGCACGCGUCCCCUCCCGCAUCCCCUCGUCCCUCGCCUCCUCCCUGCCUCUCCGUCGGGCGAGGACGGCCGUGCGCGCGCGCGGGCCCCCAGCUGGGCGGAGCCCGGCCCGGCGCCCGCCCAGGGCGCCGCCAGCGCCCAGAGCGCCGGGGGGCGCCUGCAGCGCCGCAGGCGGUGCUGGCCAGCCUGCGCGCGCGCGGCGCCCGAUUGGGGCUCGAGACACGGGGGUCGGCGCAAACGUCGGCAUUGGGGGGGGGGGAACGACCGGCGAGGCGACAGGGGAGUGGAGAGGAGCAGCAUGGCACGUGCGCUCUCUCGGCGGCCAGCGGUGGGCCGCCUCUGCUUCUUCGAGGCGCGUCGUGGGAUGGCCACGGGCCGACCAGCGACUGGCCGCCUCUGCUUUUCGAGGCACAUCCUCGGGUGGCCACGAACUCGCAGGCCACGCGAGCUGCCCCGGCCCGCCCCUCGCGGCGGGGCGGCGCGCCUCCCCCCUGCGAGGCGAGCGCCACGGCAUGCGCUCCUCGGGGGAAUCGGGCGCGGCGCGCGCCGCGGCUCCGGGCGCGCGCGGAAGGCUGCGCGCGCCGAAGGCCGCGGCGGCCGGGCGCGCGCGGCAGACCGCUCCGGACUGACGGGGCGAUCGAGAGGG